AAACACAUGCGCGACUGCCGAGAGAAAAGGACAACCACAAAAAUGCCUAAGAAAUACACUUUCAUACCAUGGAGAACUAAAGAUGAGUUUGAAAGGAUUUAUCACAAAUUAUUUCAAGGAGAUCCUGGAGAGAAAAAGACAGCUAUUGAUAGGAUAUCUUCAUGGAAUUCAAGGUACAAGAAGUUACCAGUAGCCAUAAUAUGUACAAAAGACCUUGUAGAACUCCAACUAGGAAUGCCUGCACAGCAAAAUGGAGACACAAGCACAUUUAUAAUGGCAUGCACACUUGCCAUUACAAGGUUUGUCAAUCUGAUGACUGAGGAACAGCAGAAAUUUGGAAGAGGUAUGCCUGUUCAUGAGGUUGCCAUGACAAUUGGCCUUCCUAAGUGGAUUGUUGACAUCCGUCAUCAAGGAACUCAUGGACACAUGCCUAAACGUGACAUCUUGGAGAGUGCUCUAAGAUUCAGUCUAGAUUGGUUGAAGGAAAACUUCUGGGAGGCACAGAUCAAGGAGAUGUGUGCAGAUAGGAUCGUUCAAGAAGGGGACUUUGACUUCCAGACUAGAGAAAAGAUCAAAGAAAUUUUGAGUGACUACAUGGAUUGCAUGGGGAGUUCAAGCACUCUUGUAAAUGGUCGUCCACAUCACAGGGAAAGAGAGAUCUUGCAGAAGCUUAACAAGCCACUGAGAAAUCAUCCUUCCAAGAAGUUCCUUGCCUAUCUUCUCACCCAAGAUGGAUACUUGGUACCAACUCCUGAACAAGAAAGAGCUCUUGGCAUCAGCGAUGGAGUGACUUCCCCGCAGGAUGACAACCUCCCUGGAUCUCUUGUGGCAUUGUGGAAACCACUCCUUGACUUCACCGUGUCAUGUGGUCUAGAGCAUCUUAUCAUGGAAUCCAUCAUCAUCCUGCUUUCUCGCUUCACCUCCGAAAAUCCUGAAGAAGCCAAGUCAGGACCAAUCGUGAGAUACCUCCUGGGUUGGGCCAAGCACCUAAUCAAGAGAAACGGCAUCACUCAAAGAUCAGAGUCUACCGCUAGAGAGAGCCCUCCCCGGAAGAAACAUAAACGGGAUGCCUCCGAGUGGAGCAAGACGUUGAAGAAAUGCAUAGAAAAACCAAACAAGCAUUCCAUGGAACUCUUGCCGAGCCUUCUAGAGUGUCAGGAUCCUCGUCUUGAAAAGUCUGCAGAGGAAAAAUUGAUAAAGCUUGCCGAGACCAUAGUCCACGGACCAAAUGGAAUGUCUCUUUCAACUAAUGGCCUGCCCUCUCUCAGUGACAUGGAGGCAAUGAUUGACUCCAAGGCCAGACAGAAAUGGAAGGAGAAUCCAAUGUUAGGUAUUCUCUCUGACGGGAAGAAAGGUGCUCAGAAUAGGACAGUCAUAGAUUCAGCACAGCCAUGGCAUCUCAGCGAUGACCUUGUUGAUUGGAGCCACACCCCUCUUGGUGUGUUACCUUGGCAACCGGAUGAUCCAGACUUCUUCCAGCUUGGGACUCCGACAUCAAAGCACUCUUCCAAUUCUUAGAUAAGCAGUACUUGCCAAAAAAUUAUUCAAGAGUAAUUAAAGAAUAUUUAGAUAUGCAUUCUAGAGAACCUGUGCAUUCAUUGGUGCAUUUUGAGAAGCCAGUUCAAACUGAAUGUAUUAAAGGGGAGACUCAAAUGAAGAAAAUCCAUUUUCUGGAAUAUAUUUUCUUGUUCCCUUUCUUUCUCUCACAGGAGAAGAGAAAGUUAUAUGAUUGAUUGUAGGAGUAUAUUCAUUUAUAUUUGACAACAUUUUCAAAUGUUUGUCUUUGAUUUCUCAUAAGUUGAACCACUUUACAUAUUUUUCUAGAUUUUAAUCACAUUUUUUGAUUAUGUGUACUAUGGAUUGAUGAC
Molecule: messenger RNA, 1868 nt
Organism: Lytechinus variegatus (green sea urchin)
Lineage: Eukaryota; Metazoa; Echinodermata; Echinoidea; Temnopleuroida; Toxopneustidae
Product: ribosomal biogenesis protein LAS1L-like
Exons: 11
Coding region: 7-1518 (503 amino acids)
Biological process (GO): maturation of LSU-rRNA; maturation of 5.8S rRNA
Cellular component (GO): preribosome, large subunit precursor; Las1 complex
Molecular function (GO): endonuclease activity
Source: RefSeq, a predicted model, not a curated record